GAAGUAUUGUCUGGUGGAGCGUAUGCACUAUGUGAUGCAGCUGGUGAUUGGUUUCGUGUGAUAGCUGUGGAGCUCCCACGCUCUGGUACAAUCAAGUGCUUCUUCUGUGAUGUGGGCGUAUACGGCGUGUAUCCAGUAGUGGAUCUCCGUCUUCUUCCAGAUCCUGGUCACCCUAUAAUGUGUCGUGGUGCUCUUGCCAAGCGAGUAAAUCUUGCUCUACCUGAUUACGCAAUAGGCCAAGCAUCGGAUGAUAUCCUGCGCUCUGUUCUCUUUGAGAAGGAUGCUAUGGGAAACUUUAUUCCGGUUCGGGUGCAGUUAACUUCCUUAACGGAAACGGAGUUGGACGGCGAGAUUGUUUCAAUUGCUGACCUUUGGAUGACUGAUGGAAGGGCGGUUGUCGAAAUAGUGAUGACGAAUAUUCCAGAUGGAAAGGAAGGCAACAACGGUGUAAAUAACGAUGCCACAUCUUCCACAAGAAAUGCUCCUGCUGCUGUCAGCCUACCACCCACGGUUUGCGUGUUCGACGGUGAUGUGGAGAUAGUACCUAUGGAAAUAAGCCAGAUACCAACGGGCGCCUUCUCAGCAAAUGCGCUCUUUGCUGCAGGUCCAGCGGACAUAAGUCUGCGUCAAGUUUCACUCGAUCCUAUGCCUGAUUAUAUGUACGGCAAAUUGUCUGAAGAGUCUCAGAUGGCCGACGCUGAAUUACAAGAUCCACCACGCCCAGGCGCAUUUUAUGCUGCACGUAUCGAUGACCGAUGGGAACGAGUACAAUGCGUCCGGGCCAGCAAAAUAGACAAAUCGGCUUUCUGUGUAUAUCUGAUUGAUGUUGGGGCCUUUCAUUACGUGAGAGCGGAUGCGUUAAGAAGGCUCAACGC
Messenger RNA from Ostertagia ostertagi, 875 nucleotides. The record is from the annotation of a GenBank genome assembly. NCBI's taxonomy places the organism in Eukaryota, Metazoa, Nematoda, Chromadorea, Rhabditida, Trichostrongylidae.